Messenger RNA from Adineta steineri, 3432 nucleotides. Lineage: Eukaryota; Metazoa; Rotifera; Eurotatoria; Adinetida; Adinetidae. The record is from the annotation of a GenBank genome assembly.
GAGUGUGGUCUAGACGUAUUGUAAUAAUCGUACACUCACACCCACACUCUCAAGAAAAUUUUUAAAAUAUACAGUUUCGUAGAGCUCGACAGGCUCUAUCAAACCAUAUAUAAAUCGCGAAAAAAACAUUUUAGUCGAUUUUUACAUUUGCUGCACCUUAUAAUCUUUUAGAUAUUAACUGAUUGAUUUUGUUUCUAUUUAGUUUGCACUUUUGUCUAAUUUGUGUUCAAUCGCUGAAGAUGCAGUUUUUCAUGUUGAAAAUGAUGUUGGAAACAAUGAUUUUAUUACCACUUAUCUUCUUACUGACACACAAAUUGAAUUCGAAGUGAAUAGUACGACGGAAUCUUUUAAAAACAGUGCAUCUGCUCGAAUAGUUAUGUUCUUAAACUACUUAAGAACAACUAUACGGGGGAACUACUUAGUGUCAGCUCUUAAUACAAAUUUAAUAGCUGAAAUAUCCACCGACUGGAAUAGGUCUGAUAUAAUUUCAUUCUCAGUAGGGUAUCGUUCUACAAGUGGAGGUGUGUUCUGUAAUCGGGAUAACCCAACCAGUGCAGCUACUCUCAAUCCUCUGUUAAAUGAUUACAUGACUACGGAACGAAUACAGACAUUCGAAUCGAUGCCAAAUUCUACAAUUGUCAAUGGAUUUUUUGCAGCAUGUACUCCUCUCGAAGCUCUUCUUCAGAGUACACUCGAUUGUUUAUAUGAAAUCGAGUGUCUGCACUUAUUAUCCGAUUAUUUUCCAGUUCUUAAUCAUAUGGAUGUUAACUGGAUCGACUCUGUUCUGACUUCGAAACAACAAAAUCUUUCUGUGAACGACUAUUUCAAUAAUCUUUUUAUUGAAGAAUGGUUGCCACAAAUAAAUUAUUCAGAGUAUUUUAAUGAAUGUCAACCUUCAGUCUGUACAUACACGGCAACAGAUCGAGCUAAUAUUUCAUACGCAAUUACUCUUUUCAUUAGUCUAUAUGGUGGUCUCGUGAUAAUACUUCGUUUAAUUGCAUCAUUUUUGGUAAGUGUCUCAUUAAAAUUCAAACAUCGUUCAAGAAACGCACGUAUGCAUUUCGGUUCAAUUAUUGUGCUUCUUCUCUUCAAUUCAUUGAGUACUCAAACAGCUACAGUGACUAUUCUAAAUCCAUCAUUAACUGCGUAUAAAAAUUUACAGACGUUGCACUCAGCUACACUCAAUUGUCCUUGUUCAACCAAAACUAUCUCUUAUCGUUCAUUCGUUUCCUUAUCUCCAGCAUUGCAUCAGGUGUGCUCAAGUGGUUUUGUUACUGAUGAUUGGUUUACUUUAUUACAAAGAAGUAUCAAUAUGUAUUAUCCUAAUGAUUGGCGUAAUCGAGCUCGGGCACAAUUCCAACAGUUGUCUGAUUUUUGUCGACUGGCUAAUAAAACGAUUGAUGAUAGUGCUGAUCGCUUUCUGAAGCAGUUGUUUAUCGCGUCAACUGUAUUUAAUGAAAUCGAGUUCGAUAUACAAUUAAAUGCAACUCUUAGACAGUUUUAUAAUUCAACGAUUUUCGACUUUAGUCUUCAGAACGACGUUGUACGUCUUUUAUUGCAAGUCGAUCAGCCUUAUAUGGGACCAUUAAUGGCUGACAUAGAUUAUUUGCAUGCUAACCUAAUCAUAACCAUUAUAAAAAAUGAAAUAAACAAUCAGUUCUUACCACAGGUAUCAUUUAUUUUACCUGGCAUUCCAGAAAUUAAUUCGACAGUGCUCACCUGUGUUUGUUCAACUGACCCUCAUUGUCAAGGUUCAAACGUCAUUUAUACUCCUGAAUUGGCUGGUGGCAUUCCUUUAAUCAAUGAUCCAACACGCAGUCGUUUUCCUCCAAAUACUUCAGUUUCAACUAUAGUUGAAGAAAUGAUGAUGGAACAAUGGAAUGUAUUUUUGUCAUACAAGGACUUUUACGAAUCAUGUGCACCGAUUUAUUGUACAUAUUCUGAAAAAAUUCGUAAAAAGACUAUUGCGGGAAUAAUUAUAACAAUGAUGUCUGUGAUUGGUGGACUUGUUGUCUCACUACGUCUUAUCACACCUAAUGUUGAUCCGAUAAAAGCUAAACGUCUUGGUCGAUGGGCAACUCGUCUGUACAUUGCUUUAUUUAUCGGUGGUCUUAGUAUUCUUACUAUAUAUACCCUAAUUGAACCACAAAUUAUGACGAAAACGUUUGAUAAACCGUCUUUCAAUGUUUACAAGAAUCUGAAACUGCUUCAUGGUGAUAAAUUAAAAUGUCCAUGUUCAGUGAUUGCAUCGGUAUAUAGCCAAUUUGUAGAAAUUGAGCCAAUAUUUCACCAGAUCUGCUCGAGUCCAUUCGCAUCGGAACAAUGGCGAAUUAAUCUUACAGUUGGUCUUGCUGCUAAUUUGUCUAUUUAUGCACGAAGAGACUAUCGUCGUUUUCUUUCUGCUCAUCUACAAUUUCUUCAAGGAUUAUGUCAACUUUCCAUGAAUGCAGUGAAUAAUUCGAUCAAUCAAUUUCGUACCUCAUUACUUGUCACUUCUGAACUUCUUUCAGAAAUAAAUUUUAAUCAAACACUUGAAUCGUUGAUGGAACAGAGUAAAUCAAAUGCCCCUACAACAUUCCGUCAUCUUCUCUUUUUAAUUCGAACUAUCAAUCAUGGAAAUGCUUUCAUGUCAACAUAUGGAACAACUUUCGAAUACAUUGUAUCCAAGGAUACAACUGAUACAUUUUAUGCGCCUACUCGAGCUCUAAUCUAUGAUGAUGAAUGUUCUUGUGGGUUAUGUUCAAAUUGUACAACUCAAGCAAAUUUUAUCAUAUCCAAUUCUCCUAAAAUAAUUUCAAUUCCAAUUAAAGGUUUAAAAAUAGGAUGUACACCAAGUGAAUCAUUUCGUGCUUCGACUCUUGAAUGUUUUUAUGAUAGUUCAUGUAUUAAUCUCAUUCAUCAAUAUACUAAUUACAGCAAUUCUCAUGAACCUCUCUCUAUAAUGAAGAGUCGUUUCUCGAUUAACACUAAAAUAGCUGAACUUAUUGAUAAUCUAUUCAUUGAACAAUGGUCAAAUAAGACGAAUUAUACAUCUUAUUUUGAGCAAUGUUUACCAUCGUAUUGUUCCUAUACUAGUGCUCAAAAAUUCAACUUACUCAAUAUAAUCACUCUUUUACUUAGUCUUCAAGGUGGUCUCGCAAUCAUUCUUAAAUGGACUUGCCCUAAAAUAGUUCGAAUUGCAUCUAAAAUAAAUGAUUAUCGAAAAAAGCGAACGAAUACUGUUCGCCCUGUCUGUAUUCUUGAAAAAACAUCCAAUGAUAUUUCUAACACAACCAUUGAAAAUGCCACUACAAAUACAGAGACAAAUUUAACACUAGAAACAUCUUCGACAAUAGUCGUUAGAUCAGUUCGAUGUACUUCCAAGGUCAUUUUCGGAUGUAUACUACUGACUUGUGUACUAGCAGCUUUGGCUAUUUUUUCAUUUUAUACCGU